This is a messenger RNA of Lactuca virosa, 666 nucleotides long. The record is from the annotation of a GenBank genome assembly. NCBI's taxonomy places the organism in Eukaryota, Viridiplantae, Streptophyta, Magnoliopsida, Asterales, Asteraceae.
AUGAAGGGUCGCAGUGGAGAAUGGACGGAGGUCCGACGAAGGAAACUGGAGAAGUACAACAGUACGAGACCAAACCCACUCACUAACAUCUACGUAUAUGGCUUUCCUAUAGAUACUAGGAAAGACGAACUGUGGAAGUCGUUCACCAGAUUCGGGAAAGUGGUAGAUGUGUAUAUGGCCGGAAAGAAGGACUUCUACAGGAAGUACUUCGAUUUUGUUAGAUUUAUGGAGGUGAAGGAUGAAACAAAGCUUGAGAACCAACUACAAGGUAUCAAGUUAAGGGAUAUAGUGCUCACGGUAAACCUGGAGAAACACAAGAGAAAGACGAUUCAGUUCCACAAUCUCCCCUGUUGCCGCCUACGGUCUAUGCUUCCCAUGACCGGAGAACUUAUGCUCAGGUUGCUGCCGGUACCAAAUCAUCGGUUAACCUACCUUAAGACAUCGGUGAUUCUUAACACUAAUACUUACAUGAGCAAAUGGUUGAAUAAAAGGGCCUUAAUCGGAGAAGCUCAUGGUUUUGAUCAUAUCGGGAAUCUCCCGACAUCCCUACUCAUGAAUGAAAACACCAAGUAUCUUGGUGGGUUGAACAUGACGCUCAGUUUUGGAUACUCUGUUGAUGCAGAUGACUUUCUGAAUGAUGAAUCUAAAUGGAGAGAUUGGUUCUAA